CUCUUAAAAUACUCCAUUAGCACCUAAAUUCUUACAAAAUCAUGAUUGUUAGUAACCAUGGCUUCUCCAUCAUCUCAUCUUCAUUUAGCAGCAAUAAUUUUAUGCAUAUACUUUGUGGUACCAAUUUUUGCAGAGCUUCAAAGGUUCCAACAUCAACCAAAGCAUGAUGGAUCCGUCAGUUAUUUAGUGAUUGGAGAUUGGGGCAGAAAAGGAAGAUAUAAUCAAUCAAGGGUUGCCACUCAGAUGGGAAAGGUGGGAGAGAAACUUGACAUAGAUUUUGUUGUAUCCACCGGAGACAAUUUCUACACGAAUGGAUUAAAGGGUGUAAAUGAUCCAGCUUUUCUAAAGUCAUUUUCCAAAAUUUACACUGCUAAAAGCCUCCAGAAGAAAUGGUACACAGUUUUGGGAAACCAUGACUACAGGGGUAAUGUACCUGCACAAUUAAGUCCUCUCCUAAGAAAAAUUGACAAUAGAUGGUUCUGCCAACGAUCAUUCAUCCUUAAUGCAGGAGUUGCUGAAUUUUUCUUCAUAGACACAACCCCAUUUAUAAAUGAUUAUUACAACUUUUCCGAACAUUUUUAUGAUUGGAGAGGUGUGUCUCCUAGGAAAUUUUACCUCAACAACCUUUUGAAGGAAUUUGAAUCAGCAUUGAUGAAAUCAAAUGCAAUAUGGAAAAUUGUAGUGGGUCACCAUGCAAUUAGAAGUAUUGGGCAUCAUGGUGAUAGUCCAGAGCUUGUAAAGUAUCUCAUCCCAAUACUAAAGGCCAACCAUGUUGAUGUGUACAUGAAUGGGCAUGACCAUUGCCUCCAACACAUAAGCAGCAUAGACGGUCAACUUUUGUAUUUAACAAGUGGAGCAGGCUCAAAGGCAUGGAGGGGAGAUAUUAAAGAGAGCCAAUUUGAUGUUGUGAAAUUCUUUUAUGAUGGUCAAGGUUUCAUGUCUGUUCAAAUGACUGACAUUGAUGCCAAUUUUGCUUUUUAUGAUGUAUUUGGUGAGAAUAUACACCAUUGGAAUCUAUCAAAGUACUCCAUGCAUUCCUCUGUAUGAAGUAUGCAGUUGAUGCACAAGGAAAUAUGUACAUAAUUUUAUGUAGCCUUAUUUGUAAAUAACAAUCAAUAAUUAUCUUGUAUAUUCUAUUUUUUAUGGCAUUAAAUUAU
Messenger RNA from Cicer arietinum (chickpea), 1157 nucleotides. RefSeq names its product purple acid phosphatase 17-like. Gene Ontology annotation, molecular function: acid phosphatase activity. NCBI's taxonomy places the organism in Eukaryota, Viridiplantae, Streptophyta, Magnoliopsida, Fabales, Fabaceae. The record is from RefSeq and is a predicted model, not a curated record.